This is a messenger RNA of Aspergillus welwitschiae, 491 nucleotides long. RefSeq lists its product as uncharacterized. The record is from RefSeq and is a predicted model, not a curated record. The transcript has a single exon. Lineage: Eukaryota; Fungi; Ascomycota; Eurotiomycetes; Eurotiales; Aspergillaceae. The coding region runs from base 240 to 401 and encodes 53 amino acids.
CUCCGUACUCCGGUCUACUACUCCGGACUUUUUGGCAGCCGCCCGCACGGAAUAGCCUCACUUUGUUCGAAUCUGUAUGGCUCCAUUGCGGGAUAUAAUAGCAUGCACUAUUGUGGUCAUCAUCCAUCACUAUGAGGCGAACUUGUGACUGAUUGAUUCUCCAUUCUCUAUCCUUUGUUCAGUCAUGAUGGACGCGGGGAGGGUCUCGGUCUCGCCUUUCACACCCACCGGCAAUCCCGAUGACCUUCUUUGACCGUUCUCGAAACCCUUUUUCUGUGUUUUCUUUGGUUGCGAUCAUGCAGAAUGCUUACUGCUGGGUUGGCAUCCCUCACGUGUCCCCUGUCUCCAUGCAUUGUUAUGUAGGCUCCACGUCCGGAGUAAGUAGGUACGUAGGUACGUAGCUCGAUUCACCUUCCCGGAGGGAAAUCAGUCAGUCAGUCAGUCAGUAUCAGUAUGGGUAAUUAGUAUCAUCUAAGUAGAUUAACUAGACG